UUGGGAGCCCGCGAUUCCGUGGAGCAGGGAAAGGCAGCUGCUGGGUUGGGCGCAUGCGCGUCGUGAUGAGCAAGAUGGUGUCUCUUGCUGUGUCUUCGCUGCGGGGUGUCUCUUCCGUAGCGCGCGGGAUGCGUGACCCUGCCUGUCGCCUCCUGUGCUGCGGAGGAGCUCGACCCCUGAGCACGCCUGCGUCCGUCGGUGGCGGGGGAGGCCUCGGGGAGCCCUCCUGGGGCUGGUACGAGACGCUGUCUUCCUCGGUGCCCGCAUUGUGGAUGGAGUCGGGCUUGGUAGCACUGCAGGCCGCGUCGGGGCUUCCCUGGUGGGCUACAGUGAUAGCUGCCAGCGCCGUCCUCCGCACAGGCCUCACCUUGCCUCUCGCCGCCCAGCAGGGCCGCGUCCUCGCUAAGUUGGAAAAUUUACAGCCUGAAAUUCAGAGUUUGGCUAAGCGUCUUCGCUAUGAAGUUUCAAUUUGUGCAAAACAACAGGAGUGGUCUGAAAAAUCAGCCAGGUUCUAUUUCAAGAAGAAUCUUAAGAGAAUUGUUUCAGAGCUGUAUGUUCGAGAUAAUUGCCACCCUUUCAAGGCCACACUGCUCAUAUGGAUACAGAUUCCAUUAUGGGUCUUCGUUUCUGUAGCUUUGCGUAACCUUAGUGUUGGUAGCGGAACAUCUGAAGGGACUUACAUUCAAGAGCAGCUUUCCACAGGAGGUACACUCUGGUUUAUGGACCUCACUGUACCUGAUUCAACAUGGAUUUUGCCGAUCAUUCUUGGAACUCUCAAUUUGCUGAUAGUGGAGAUUUUUGCUUUACGAAAAACCAGCCCAACCAAGUUUCAGAAGUAUGCCACUAACUUCUUCCGAGGAACUUCUGUAUUUAUGAUCCCAGUUGCUGCAACUGUACCUUCAGUGGUGUUCAUGACGGCCCUGGCAGCUGCAGCAGAGUUUGGGACCAUCCCUGCAACCAGGACUGCUAUUCUGGUGUUUGGCCAGCAGGAGGAGCCCUGACGCUACCCAGAUCCUCACAGUGCCUUUCAAUGACUGGCCAAAUGGGUCACAUCAACUAUCUCGCUGGCUCAUCUACCACCCCCUUUCCAAGAAAAGGGGGCACUCUGCUAGGCCAGUCAUUUCUUCAGCUGCAUUCAUCAGUGUAAUGCCAGUAUGCUGCUCAGGGCUGUAGCCACAUGGGCUCAGCUAUCCACUUUCAGCAUGCAUUAUUGUUGUCAGAAUCAGCCAUGUUUCCUUUGGCAGAGCUGUCCUUGAUCCUUGUGUGAUCUUCCGCCAAAGUCCUUAACUUGUCACCUGUGUGUGAGUUACAGAGAUCACAAAGGAGGACAAGUUCCUUUCUUGUAAACUGUAGUUCUUUGAGUGGGCAUCUAUGCACUUGCACAAUCCAUCCUCCCCCCUCCCCGCAGUGCUGCAUAAUUUAUUUUCUCCAC
This is a messenger RNA of Varanus komodoensis (Komodo dragon), 1432 nucleotides long. Its product is annotated as cytochrome c oxidase assembly protein COX18, mitochondrial-like. Gene Ontology annotation, cellular component: mitochondrial inner membrane. Gene Ontology annotation, molecular function: membrane insertase activity. The coding region runs from base 54 to 1001 and encodes 315 amino acids. The transcript is spliced from 6 exons. Lineage: Eukaryota; Metazoa; Chordata; Lepidosauria; Squamata; Varanidae. Gene Ontology annotation, biological process: protein insertion into mitochondrial inner membrane from matrix; mitochondrial respiratory chain complex IV assembly. The record is from RefSeq and is a predicted model, not a curated record.